Molecule: messenger RNA, 856 nt
Organism: Halteromyces radiatus
Lineage: Eukaryota; Fungi; Mucoromycota; Mucoromycetes; Mucorales; Cunninghamellaceae
Product: survival motor neuron interacting protein 1-domain-containing protein
Exons: 5
Coding region: 27-734 (235 amino acids)
Biological process (GO): spliceosomal complex assembly; spliceosomal snRNP assembly
Cellular component (GO): SMN complex; nucleus; spliceosomal complex
Source: RefSeq, a predicted model, not a curated record
CUCUCUCUCUCUCUCUUUCUUCAACCAUGUUCAGCUCAUAUCAAGAUCAGUCCAACUCAUUAUCAAAAAGAGCAUUCGCAGUUGAAAAAGAAAAAGCACAACUUGUCAAUGGUAUACCGGUUUCUGGAGAAGAUUACUUACUACUUGUUAGACAACAGGCUGAAGCAUGUGUUCAAACAGUCGUUGCUCCACCUCCUUCAGAGAUCGUUCAACUAGAUCUUCCCUUUGAAUAUCAAUUCACCAAGGAUACCCCGAUCAUUAACAAAGAUCUGAUACCUGAUCCCGCCUGGCAAUCUCUAUUUGCAUCCUGUUUUGAACAAUUCAGAAAGGGAAAACAAGAUACCAAGCACAUAUCAACACAACUUUCUCAUCAACAAGGAGAAGAUCAUAUAGCUCAAGUCAGUGAUAUAGUAACAGAACCCGAUCUAUUACCUGUCAUUGCUCCAUUAUCUCAGAGAGAAAUAUUCAAGUUAUUAAAACAGAAAUCAAAAUUAUUACAAUCUACUUUACAUACUGAUGAAUCUUGGAAAACUCAUGCAAAUUGGAUAUUCUCCUUAUUGGUGUAUGUUGAUCCAGUGCUUACAUCCAUGGAUAUAUCAAUAUUACGAGAUAUCUGUCGAACAUGUAUUGAUAUACGCAACAAAUGUCAAGAAAAUGAAACUGAUCAAGUCAUACAACUCAACAUUAUCAUCACCAUCAUUUCCAAAGUAUUCAAACAAUCUGAUUUAUUAUAGUUUUAUUUUUAUUUUUUAUCAUCCCUUCCUUUAUCUUUUUACUUGAUGCUUAUCUCCUCCCAUUUCUUCCCAGACUUUUUUUUUUCGUCAAAGGAAUCAAAUAAAAACCAUGUAUACCACUU